UGAAGGUAACAGUUUGAUAGACACUGGACUCUGUGAUGCAUAAGUGAAUUGCAGUGUCUGUACGUCACUCGUGAGGCUUGUGCAUGGAGAUGAGACCUUCACUCGCCACUGCAUGGACAUGGGCAAAGAAAGGGUGACUGGAUGGUGGAAUGGUGAUGAAGUCUAACCCGUGGGGCAUUAUGCUACCUCUAUCCAGUUUCUCUCUCCUCCUCCAUUUCCUUCUCUUGUUCUUCCUUCUUUGUCUCCCCCCAAGCCAUGCCCAGUUCCUGCAAGAGUCCCGGGCAGCACCAGGCCUGCUACUCUUCACUCAGCCUGCCUAUAAUGCUUCCAUCUUUGAAAAUUCUGCAGCAAGAACCUAUACCAGGAGUGAGGUCAAAAUGGGCAUCAUUCUCGGGCCACCUCGUUCUUUAGAUAUUAAAUAUUCCAUUGAGUCUGGAGACAAUGAGGGAAUCUUCCAGGCUGAGGAGUUUGUAAUGGGAGACUUUUGUUUCCUCCGUUUACGCACUAAUGGAGACAGUGGUGCCAUCCUGAAUCGAGAAGUACAAGACAAUUACACACUAAUAGUGAAGGCGUCCGCUCAUGGAGGCUUAGAGGCUUUAGCCACAGUUUAUAUCAAGGUCCUGGAUACCAAUGAUCUCCGACCUCUCUUUUCUCCCACCUCCUAUUCCGUCGUUGUACCUGAGAGUGCACCUCUGGGAGCCAGUAUAGGACGUGUAACAGCCACCGAUGCUGAUGUGGGCUCCAAUGGAGAAUUCUAUUACUUCUUUAAGAACAAAGUGGGAUUCUUUGCUGUUCACCCGACCAGCGGGGUCAUCACCCUAACCCGCCAACCCAGGAUGGAAAAACAAAACCGUUUUGAGCUGGAGGUGCAGGUCGUCGACAGAGGGAUGAAACUUUAUGGGAACAAUGGCGUCAGCAGUACAGCUAAGUUGGUUCUAACUGUGGAGCGAGUCAAUAAUUUUGCUCCUAUUCUCACUGCAACUGCUGUCACUCCGUCAUGGUCAGAUAAGGACCCAGUCUAUGCUGUGGUGACAGUGGAGGAUAAAGAUGAGGGUGUAGCUGGGGAUAUAGAGUGGGUAUCCAUAAUUGAAGGUGACCCCUUAGAGCAGUUUGUGGUCGAUCGGUCACCAGUUAGUAAUAAGUAUAUGGUUAAAACAUCAGAAUUAGUGGACUGGGAUAAAUUCCCCUAUGGUUGUAACUUGACCUUCCAGGCUAAAGAUAGAGGCAUACCUCCAAAGUUUUCUAAUACUGAAGUUGUUCAGUUGUUGGUGAAAAAGCCAGAGCCACUAGCGGUUAAGUUUGAGAAACAUGUUUAUGUAGUCAAGCUGAGUGAGAUAGCUCCCCCAGGCACUAUUGUAGAGGUGGUGAAACUCUUUCCGGCUCCUUUGAGUGUCAAUUACAGCUUCAGUGGUGCCUCAGAUCCAGUGUACUUUGAUAUAAACCCUUUGACUGGAGUUAUCAUGACCACAAGGCAGUUGACAACAAUAUCGCAGAAUGUUGUGGAGAUAGAGGUGGUGGAUUUUAUCAGUCAGCAACAAACAAAGCUCCAAAUCACCAUAGAAGAUGCUAAUGACAACACACCAGUAUUUACCAGGCCAUUCUUUGACAUUGCCAUUAAUGAAAGCUUACCAGUCGACACAGUUGUUCUUGUGGUGUCUGCUGUGGACAGUGAUAAAGGAGAGAAUGGGUAUAUAAUCCACACAAUCAGCGGUGUAGAGUCUCUCCCAUUCACCAUUGACCAGGACACAGGAGAGGUGAAGAUCACUAGAGAACUUGACUUUGAGACAUCAGCGGAUAUUUAUACAUUUGCUGUGCGCGCCUCUGAUUGGGGUUCACCCUACAGAAGGGAGAAUGAGGUCAAUGUCACAAUUCGGCUGAUUAAUAUCAAUGACAAUCAGCCUCUUUUCGAAAGAGUGUCCUGCAGGGGGAUGAUAAGCCGUGAUUUCCCUGUCGGCCAGACUAUUGUUACACUGUCUGCUAUAGACAUGGAUGAGCUGGGAAUGGUGAAGUACAAGAUACUGUCUGGUAACGAACUGGACUUCUUUAUUUUGAACUCUGAUUCUGGGGCUUUGUCAUUGAAAAGAUCCGUAGCAGUGGCUAAUCCAAAAAGUGGUUUAUUCAACCUGAAGAUAGUUGCAACAGAUGGAGAGAUCCCCUCUGACCCUACAUUUGUGAAUAUAUCUGUUAUAAGGGGUAGGAUGCCAACCAGGGGAUUUAACUGCAAGGACACCAGGGUAGCACAGCUCCUGGCCGAAAAAAUGAUCACAAAGGCCUCUGCUAUGGCUAAGAUGACACUUGAUGUGAGCUAUACAGACCUUUUCUCACUAAACAAACAGGCUCCACAGUUUGAAGCUUUGCCUACCAGUAUUCUAGUGAGGGAAGACCUUGCAGCUGGUGCCAGCGUGUUUCAGGUGAGAGCGCGAGAUGAGGACACAGGCUUCAACGGUCGUGUUCUCUUUUCCAUAUCUGAUGGCAACAAAGAAAACUGUUUCAACAUCAACAUGGACAGCGGUUUGAUAACAGUAUUACAGCCACUUGACCGUGAGAGAUCGGAUCGUUACUUCCUCAACAUCACUAUUUAUGACCAGGGCCUCCCUCGGAUGUCUAAUUGGAGACUACUGACAGUGAUAAUUGAGGAUGCAAACGACAAUGCCCCCCAAUUCUUUCAGAACAGUUACUCUGCUCUUGUUUCAGAAAACACUGCAGUUGGUAUGGAAGUAAUCACCGUCACUGCGUUUGACAAUGACAUAGGUCAAAAUGGACAGCUGUCUUACACAAUGCUGACAAGUGUCCCGCAGUUUGGCAUCGACAGAGAGACUGGAGGUGUAUUUGUGGCCAGCCAGCUGGACAGGGAAACCUACCCAAUUUUCAUCCUGAAGAUUGAGGCCAGAGACAAGGCUGAAAGGGGCACGCAGAGGUCGUCAGUAACUACGCUAAGCAUUAUAGUGGAUGAUGUCAAUGAUUGUGCCCCAGCUUUCAUCCCCAGCAGCUACAGCGCUAAAGUGCUGGAGGAUCUCCCACCAGGGGCUGUGAUCACAUGGGUGCAGGCUCAGGAUCCAGACCUUGGCACUGGUGGGCAGGUCCGAUACUCUCUGAAAAAUGACUUCAAUGGUACUUUUGAGGUGGAUGCUGUGAGUGGUGUGCUGAGGAUUGGGAAGGAGCUAGACUAUGAAAAACAACAAUUCUUCAAUCUAACAUUAUUGGCUGAAGACAGGGGCAUGCCCGUUCUCCAGUCUCAGACAUUUGUGGAGGUGGAGGUGGUGGAUGUCAAUGAGAAUCUGUACGCACCCUACUUCUCUGACUUUGCUGUGAGAGGCAUGGUGAAGGAGAACUCUCGCACCGGCACAAGCGUCCUGACAGUCAGCGCGAAGGACGACGACAAGGGAAGGGAUGGCGUGUUGAGGUACUCUGUUGGAGGAGGCAGCAGUCUGGGCACUUUCUCCAUUGAUGAAGACACAGGAGUGAUUUACACUGCUGGUAUCCUGGACUGCGAGACCAAAGACUCCUACUGGCUCACAGUCUAUGCUACAGACAGAGGGGUUACACCUCUGUCAGCCUCUAUUGAAGUCUUCAUUCAGGUAGAAGAUGUCAAUGACAAUGCUCCUCUGACCUCUGAUCCUAUCUACCAUCCAGUUGUCAUGGAGAACUCUCCAAAGGAUGUGUCAGUCAUCCAUAUCCAGGCACAGGACCCAGACCUCACAGCCACACCUAGCCGCUUGAGUUAUCGCAUCACUGCUGGCAACCCGCAGAACUUCUUCUCUAUCAACCCCAAAACAGGGCUGAUCACAACAACUGCAAGGAAGCUGGACAGAGAACAACAGGCUGAGCACUUCUUAGAGGUAACAGUGAUCGACGGUCCAGUGACCACUCGCCAGUCUACGGUGUGGGUCAUAGUUCACAUCGAGGAUGAGAAUGACAACCCGCCGACCUUCCCAGAGGUCACCUACCGUAUCAGCCUGCCUGAACGUGACCGCAACAAGCGUGGCGACCCAGUCUACCGUGUGUUUGCCUAUGACCGUGACCUGGGAGCCAAUGGCAACAUCACCUACAGUAUUGUGGAGGGAAACGAAGAUGAAAAGUUCACCAUCGACCCGAGGACUGCCAUGGUGUCAUCAAAGAAGAUGGUUACAGCAGGAAGUUUUGACAUCCUCACGAUAAAAGCCGAGGACGGCGGUGAUCCCCCACUGUGGUCCACCGUCACACUCCAAGUAGAGUGGGUCCGCAAGCCCGUCCCAUCGCCUCUGCCCCUGCUCUUCACCCAGAGAUACUACAAUUUCUCUAUUUCGGAGACAGCGGCUGUGGCUCAGCCUGUGGGAGUGGUCGCUGUCCGUCAGUCCAGCACACCUGUCUGGUUCGACAUCAUUGGAGGAAGACUUGCCAAAGAUGUGUUCUACAUUCCACAGAACGCAUGUGGAAGGAACUGCUCACUUGACACAGGGAGCUUUGACAUGCAGUUUGACCUUCAAAUGGGGAUGGGGACGAUAGUCGUGGCCAGGCCACUGGAUGCAGAGGUGCAGUCUGUCUACAACAUGACUAUCCAGGUGACAGAUGGGACCAACUUUGCCACUGCACAGGUGUUCAUUCGAAUCCUAGACAGCAAUGACAACCCUCCAAUCUUCUCCCAGCCUGCCUAUGAUGUCAGUGUCUCAGAGGACAUACCAGCAGACAUGGAGCUGCUGCGUGUAAGAGCGUCCGACAUGGAUGACCGUUCUCGUUUGAGUUUCUCCAUCUAUGGCAGUGUGGACCCAGCCAGUAUGAGACUGUUCAGGGUCAACCCUGGCACGGGAGUUGUUUACACUGCAGACAGGCUGGACUAUGAGGCCAGAACACAGCACAUCCUCACUAUUAUGGUCAAGGAUCAGGAAUUUCCAUUUAACCGUGACCUGGCACGCAUCCUAGUGGCAGUGGAGGACUCCAAUGAUAACAUCCCCUACUUCACUAGCACUUUGUAUGAUGCUGUGGCCUAUGAGUCAUCUCCCGUAGGCACCUCUGUAGUGCAAGUGACAGCCCUCGACAAAGACAAUGGAAUCAAUGGACUUCUCUCCUAUACUAUAGAAGCAGGUAACACCGGUGGUGUGUUUGGCAUAGAUAAUGCUACCGGCCUUAUCUUCAUUGCCCGGGAUCUGGACCUGACCUCAGUGGGCUUUUACAUCCUCACUGUGCGGGUCACCGAUAGUGGAUUUCCUUCACUAAUGGCCACAGCCUCCGUCCGCAUUUCAUUGGUGCUCUCUGACAUCUCCAAACCCAAAUUCUCUCAGAGAGAAUAUCAGGCUGAGAUAAUGGAAAACAGCACCACUGGAGCACACGUUAUGACCGUUAGCGCCCUCAGCCGUUCAGCACUCAUUUAUGAUAUCACCAGAGGCAACGAGGAAAACUGCUUCUCUAUUAACCAUCAUACUGGUGUCAUCAGCACACGCAAACUACUUGACUUUGAGCAAACUGCAUCCUAUUUUCUGGUGGUGCGCGCUUUGAGCAUGGCAGGAGUGGAAGCCAGCACCACUGUCAUUGUCCAGGUGGGGGAUAUCAAUGACAACCCACCUGUCUUCCAACAAAUCAGAUAUGUGGGUGUGAUCAGUGAGGCUGCUCCAGUCAACAGUGUGGUCCUAGGAGAGGAUGGCAACCCUCUAGUCAUCCAGGCCUCUGAUAAGGACCGCAACUACAACGCCUUGUUAGUGUUCCAGAUCAUAGAUGAGACUGCUCGCAUGUUUUUUAGUGUCGAUUCAGGAACUGGAUCGAUUCGAACAAUUGCCACUCUGGACUAUGAGACCUUCUCUGAGUUCCUCUUCCGGGUUCAUGUGAGAGACAGUGGUCAACCUCCUAUGACUGCUGACAGCCCAGCAGAGGUGGUUAUAAAGGUGAUCAACAUCAACGAUUCGCCUCCAAAGUUCUUCCAGGACUCUUACGAGACAAUACUUCUGCUUCCAACCUACAUGGGGGUUGAGGUUCUUAGGGUGGAGGCCUCAGACCCUGACCUCAGCAUGAACCCUGACAUGUCCAUUACCUCCCAACUUGUCUACUCCAUGGUGGACAACAAUUUGGAGUAUUUCUCUGUCGAGCGUUCCACUGGUGUUGUGACUGUCAUCAACCCGAACCUCAACAAAGACCGGUAUCGCUUCAGUGUGAAGGUAUGGGAUGGACGUUACUUCAGCAUCACGUUAAUCACAGUACUUGUCCGAGAGGCUAUGGACAAUGGCCUCCUCUUCACCUUCCCCAUCUAUUCUGCCUCUAUCCCGGAGAACAUAGCCAACAUUAGCAUAGUGACUGUCAUCAAUGCAGUUGGCCAUCGUCUCAAUGAGCCACUUAAGUAUGCUCUCUUGAACCCUGGUGGGCGAUUCACAAUUCGUCCAACCUCUGGAGUGGUGCUGACCACUGGGGUGCCUUUUGACCGAGAGGAGCAGGAGAGUUAUGAGCUGGUUGUGGAGGCCAGCAGAGAGACUGAGAUACUGAGGGUGGCGAGGGUCACUGUACAAAUACAGGUGGAGGAUGUGAAUGACAAUUCUCCAGAGUUCGUGAACCUCCCCUACUAUGCUGCCGUGCAAGUGGAAGCACAGCCGGGAUCAGCUAUAUUCAGGGUCUCAGCCACAGAUCAAGACUAUGGUCUGAAUGGAGAAGUGACUUACCGCCUCAAGGAGCAGCACAAGAACUUUCAAGUGAACCCUGUGACAGGAGAGCUGACCUUGAAGAGGGCAUUUGAGGCAGACUUAUCCAACGCUGAGUACAAGGUGGUCAUUGUAGCCACUGACGGUGGCCUCCCACCCCUCUCCAGUGAGGUCGAGCUGCCUGUCACUGUGGUAAAUAAAGCCAUGCCAGUGUUUGACAAGCCUUUCUAUGGUGUCACUGUCAGAGAGGACGUGCUCGUCUCCACCCCCGUCCUGUGCAUCAAUGCCACCAGUCCUGAAGGACAGAGUGUCAUCUAUACCAUCACAGAUGGAGACCCCUCCCUCCAGUUUGACAUUGGCUUUGACACAGGAGUCAUAAGUGUGAUUUACCCCUUAGACUAUGAGAGCAUCCAGUACUACCGGUUAACGGUGAAGGCUACAGAUACAUUAACUGGGGCCAGGUCUGAGGUAGAUGUGGAUAUCGCCGUGCUAGAUGUGAAUGACAGCCCACCAUUGUUCCAGAAUACUUCAUACUCCACGUUGCUGGCUGAGAACUCCAUGAUUGGAACAGCUGUGUUGCAGGUGUUUGCUCUGGAUCAAGACUCAGAGAAGAACGCUGUGGUGACUUACCAGAUCCUGUCUGACAUCUACAAUAGCACUGACUACUUCCACAUCGACAGUAACAGCGGUCUGGUGUUCACUGCACGUAUGCUUGACUAUGAGCUCACCCAGCGCCACAACUUCAUCAUUAGAGCAACAGACAGUGGGGACCCUCCCCUCAGCAGUGAUGUUAGUGUCACUGUAAUUGUUACUGACACAAACGACAACCCACCGAACUUCAGCCAAGCGCUGUAUGAGACUUAUGUGAGUGAGCUGGCUCCUCGAGGACACUUUGUGACCUGUGUUCAGGCGUCGGAUGCUGACAUUUGUGAUGCAAAUAGGCUGAGGUACAGUAUUCUGUCUGGAAACGAGAGGAUGACUUUUAUGAUCGAGCCGGAUACAGGGGUGCUCAGUCUGUCUAACAAGAGGAGGCAGAUCAUGAAGCCAUCUUAUCGUCUCAAUGUUUCAGUGUCAGAUGGAGUCUUCACCAACACUGCUCAGGUGAGUGUGCGAGUACUGGGAGCUAACCUGUAUAGUCCAGUGUUCAGCCAGAGGUUCUACCUGGCCGAGGUCAGAGAAAAUGCCCCACCUGGCUCACGGGUCAUUCAGGUGCGUGCAACAGACGAGGACUCUGGGCUGUUUGGCCAGAUCACCUACUCCUUCAUCAAUGACCUGGGAAAGGCUCAGUUCACCAUUGACGCCGAUGGAGUCAUAUCCACUGCCCAGAAAUUAGACAGAGAGAACCCCCUUAACAAGGACAUGGUGCUUACUAUUAUGGCCCUGGAUGGUGGAGGCCGUGCGUCCUUUUGCACAGUACGUGUGGUCCUGGCCGAUGAGAAUGACAAUGCCCCUCGGUUCAGAGCAGUAGAGUACCGCAUGAGCAUCAAAGCUAACGUGGCCACGGGCUCUCUGGUCACGCAGAUCCAGGCCAGUGACCCUGACGCCGGACCCAACGGAAGGGUCACCUACUCCCUUUACAGCGAGGCACGCCUGUCACUGGUUGACGUGCUGGAGGUGGAGCCAGACAGCGGAUGGAUGAUGACCAAAAGUGCUGUGGACCACCUCCAGGGGACUGUGCUGUCCUUCUUUGUCAAAGCCACUGACUGUGGUUCGCCUGCCAAGCACUCCCUGGUGUCAGCCUUCAUCCAUGUCCUCCCUCCAGAUGUCUUUGUUCCCUCCUUCAGCCAGCCACAGUACUCCUUCACCAUCCCUGAGGACACAGCAGUGGGCACAGUCCUGGGCUCUGUCUACUUGGCUCCUGGACAGACCGGCUUCUUCACCUCAGUUGGAGGGGAGACGCUGGACAGCAACCAGGGAGGAACGUUCCUGGUGGAGAGGGACUCAGGUCUGAUCUGCGUGGUCAAGCCUCUAGACUAUGAGCAGGUCAACAUCUUCCGUUUCAAGGUUUCAGCUACAACAAGAAAAGACCUGAUAGAGUCUGUGUCCACGGUGGACCUGGAGGUUAAGAUCCUAGAUGUGAAUGACAAUAAGCCAGCGUUUGAGACUAACACCUAUGUUGCCACGGUGAUGGAGGGUAUGCCAGUGGGGACAAGAGUAGUCCAAGUUCGUGCACUUGAUCCAGACUGGGGCUCCAAUGGACAGGUAACCUACAGCCUUGGACCUCUGCUCAGCCAGAACGUGGAGCUGAAAAGCACUACCCCCUCCAGCGGGCCAAUCACUACUAGUUCUGUCUUUACCAUCGACAGCAAAACAGGCUGGAUUACGACAGUGAGCCAGAUGGACCAUGAGGCCUGUUCCAGCUACAGCUUUGAAGUCGUGGCCUCUGACUUGGGUGAGGUGCUGUCGCUGUCCUCCACCACAGUAGUGACCAUCACGGUGUCGGACAUUAACGACAACCCGCCACGGUUUGAGAGGGAGUAUUACCGGGGUGCGGUAAAGGAGAGCGACCCCCUUGGUGAAGUGGUGGCUAUUCUGAACACCAAGGAUGAUGAUGGUACAGAUCAGAAUCGACUCGUCAGCUUUCACAUUACAGGAGGAAACCCACGCGGCGUGUUUGGAUUGGCCCGUGUGCAAGGGGAGUGGAAGGUGUAUGUGAGCGGCCUGCUGGACCGCGAGCUGCAGGACUGGUAUCUGCUCAACAUCACAGCUAGCGAUGGCUUAUAUGUCACCAGCACUGUUGUGGAGGUUACUGUUAUGGAUGCCAACGACAACAGUCCCAUCUGCAACCAGGCGGUGUAUAGUGCCUCUUUUCCUGAGGACAUCCCCACUAACAAGGGCAUACUGACAGUGGGCGCAACAGAUGCUGACUCAGGCUCCAGCGCAGAGAUCCAAUAUUCACUGUUUGGCAUAGGCGUCGAAGACUUCUACAUGGACGCAAACACUGGUGAAUUGCGGACAGCCACAGUAAUGGAUCGGGAAAAGACAGCCAGCUACAAACUCAUUGCACAGGCAACUGAUGGAGGUGGGCUCUUCUGUCGCUCUGAAAUUUUUCUCAAGCUAUUGGAUGUGAAUGACAACGCCCCCGCUUUUUCAUCCACCCAAUACAUGACUAGUGUUUAUGAGAAUGCCAGUCCCAAGGCCCUUCUCACCCGGCUGCAAGCAAGUGACCCUGAUGAAGGUCUGAACCGCACAGUGGUCUACUCUCUGGUGGAUUCAGCUAAAGGAUUUUUCUCCAUUGAUUUGGCAUCUGGGGUAGUGAUUCUGGAGAAACCCCUUGAUCGAGAGAUGCGAGACUCUUACCGGCUUCGUGUCCAGGCAGCAGACCAAGCAGGGCAACUGGGGUCGCUGUCCUCACAGGUUGAUUUGACUGUUUUGGUCUUGGAUGUGAAUGACAACGCUCCGGUCUUCCAGAGGAGAGACUAUGCUGUCACUGUCCCUGAGGAUGUAGCCGUCGGGACGGAGGUGUUGCGUGUAUUGGCCACUAGUGUUGAUAUUGGGCCUAACGCUGACAUCACCUACAGCAUCCGCUCUGGCAACGAGCUGGGCAAGUUCACCAUCGACAGGAGCCUGGGCUCUAUUUCUGUUGCCGACGAUCUGGAUUUUGAGGUGUGUAAAGACUACUACCUAACUAUUGAGGCUUGGGACAGCGGAUCCCCUCCUCUUAGCACUGCUACCAUGGUAACCAUUGAACUCAUGGAUGUCAAUGACAAUGCUCCGGCCUUCAGUCAGGAUAUCUACAAUGUUUUGGUCAGCGAGGAUGCAUCUGUUGGACAGACAAUUACCAGGUUGCUGGCAGAAGACCUGGACAGCCAGGUGAACGGACGAAUCACCUACUCUAUACUGAAGGGUGACCGCAGCAACCAGUUCUGGAUUGACCCUGUAUCAGGCCUGCUCAAAGUCAAUAAGCGUCUCGACCGAGAACUAGUGUCCAGAUACUCUCUGUCAGUGCAGGCGUUCGACAGUGGCUCUCCUGCCAUGUCCUCCACUGUUACUGUUAACAUCGACAUCUCUGAUGUUAAUGACAACUCCCCUGUCUUCUCCCCUCCCAACUCCUCAGCCAUCAUACAGCUAAACCAACCUGCUGGUGCCACCAUUCUGAAACUGUCAGUCAGCGAUAAAGACUCCUCUAGAAAUGGCCCUCCGUUUGAGUUUUGCAUUGUGUCUGGAAAUGACGGCAAUUUCUUCUCUAUCGACCAGACGGGAACUUUGAGGUCCAACAGUGUAUUUGGACCUGAGGCACCCAGGGAGUUCACCCUAGAAAUCCAGGCCAGUGACUCUGGUAAGCGUCCUCUUACCUCCUCCACCUGGGUGUUUGUGAGGGUCAUUGGGAAUAGUCAGUAUAAACCCUCCGUCUCUCCCCUGGAGAUCUUCAUUGUCAUGGUAACAGACGACUUCCCAGGUGGCCCUAUUGGUCGGAUCUACGCAACUGACCGAGACCCUAAUGACGUUCUAUCAUUUACCCAGAAGCCUCAACUGAAGAGCAUGUUCAAAAUCAACAGACAGGAUGGCAGCAUUGUGGCUCUGCCAGGACUGGAACCUGGCAGAUACCAGAUGAACGCCACAGUGAGUGACGGACGUUUCGCUGUGAUAGCAGACGUGUCCAUCCAGGUUGAGCAGGUGACAGAUGUGCUGUUGCGCAGUGCCCUGACCUUGCGAUUCAACUCCCUGUCCCCAGAGGACCUGCUCGCUCGUUAUCUAAGCCAGAUCAAACUAAUGUUACGGGGCCUAGCAGGCUGGAAAUGGUCACUAGGGCAACAGGAUCCCCUCCACAUACUCAGUGUCCAGCCAGUGAUGGGGACACCUGAUGUGGACUUGCUCAUGGCCAUGGAGAGGCCAGAGACAUCAGGAAGUGGUGGGAUGGGUGGGUUCUACUCACCCCAGGAGUUUUCCACGAGGCUGGAGGAGGCUGGAGCACAAGGCCAGUUUCGGGGGGUCCUUGCUGGGGCAGUUGUGGUGAGCCAAGCUUGCUCUGGGGAGCUGGAGUGUGGGGACAGGGUGUGUGAGCAGAGUUUGGUGAUGGAGGGUAGCUCUCUGGUCACCUACAGCACAGAGAGGGUCAGCCUGGUGUCACCAAGGUUCAGCCGCACAGAGAUCUGCACUUGCCCGGGAACAUGCCCCACCCCUCUUGAGCUUUGUGAAGGUCAGUCCUGUCCAGCAGACAUGCAGUGUGUUCGUUCUGGUCCUACAGCACCAUCUGUCUGCCAGUGUCAGCCUGACAGGCUAGACGAGUGUGCAGGCCAAACCUCUCUGAGUUUCUCUGGGAACAGUUACAUCAAGUACAGAGUAACAGAGAGUGGCCAGAGCGGAGAGAUGAAGCUUGGCCUGAGGAUCAGAACACUUCAGAGAAGAGGAGUCAUCAUGUUCACACGUGCCAACCCCUGCACCAUGCUCAAGAUUGAGGGCGGUCGACUCUGGUUCCAGUUGGACUGUGACAACACCCUUGGGAUUAUGGGAAUCUCUGGCAGACCAAUAAAUGACGGCCUCUGGCAUGCAGUUGCCUUGGAGCUGACUCGCAACUACACUCUCCUGUCGUUAGAUGACAGCUAUGUGGAGCGCCGCAGAGCAGCCAGAGCUCCUGUCCGCCUGUGGCCACUGGCACCAGAUUCAUCCUUCUUCUUUGGUGCUCAAGUGAGGCCACUGACUGGGCUAGGUGCGAGGCCCAGCGCAGGGCCAGGGAGGAGCCAAGGACCUGGGGAUCGUGGUAUGAGGGGCCCUCCGAGGGCUCAGGAUGGGUUUCAGGGAUGCCUUGGUUCCCUGAUGCUGAACGGUAACGAGCUGCCGCUCCAAAAUAAGAGAAGCCGUUAUGCUGAGAUUGCCGGGCUGAGUGAGGUCAAAUUGGGUUGCGUGCUCUAUCCAGAUCCCUGUGUCAGUCAGCCAUGCCUCAACGGAGCCAUCUGCAGCAGCCUUCCCUCUGGAGGCUUUGUGUGCAGUUGCAGCGCGGGCUUCACUGGGGGGCGCUGUGAAAUCGAACUGACGUCCUGUAUGCCAAACCCAUGCCAGAAUGGCGGGGACUGUAAGCCUGUGGGCAGUGCCUUCCUCUGUGGCUGUCCUAGAGGGCUCGGAGGACUUAUAUGUGAUGAGGAUGUAAAUGAGUGUGACCAGGAGGAGUGUGAGAAUGGGGGAGAGUGUGUCAACACAUUUGGCACAUUCUACUGUAACUGCUCAGAGGGAUUUGAGGGUCAGUUUUGUGGAGAUCUAACCCCUGGAGACAUGGGGGAUGACACACAGGCGGAGCCCCUGUCUUAUGUCGGACCAGGAGAGAUAAUUGGCAUUGGCGUCCUCGCUUUUGUCAUCAUUCUUCUCCUCAUCCUCUUCAUCGCCUUCAGGAAGAAAAUCACCUUCAGGAAAGACUCAGACCCAGGCCCAGGGACUCAGGCCGUGAUGGGCGUCUCAGCCAUAUCCACAGAGGCUAACUACAUGUUGCACAAGACUGGCACAAGGGUGGAAGGGAUUGAAUUUAAAAAUGUGCGUGUGCCAGGGUCACCAGGGGCCACAAGUAGCUACGGUGACGGGGGCGGAGUCACGGGGGGCCCUCCUCAAGUCAUGGUACGUCCCACUACCCACUCACCACUACCUGGAGGACUCUGCAGUGAGGGCAUGAGGGCUGUGGAUGGUGACAAGACCUCCUCUUGUGAAAGGAGUCAGUUGAGCAGCUUCCUGUCAGACAUGUCUCAUGUCCGGAGCGGGGCUGGAAGGAGAGGCAUUGCAGUGUGCAGCGUGGCACCCAACCUCCCAUCAGCAUCGCCCUGUCGCUCAGAACACAGCCCCUCCCACAAAGUGUCCUGGGAGGGGGAGGGAGCCAGGCAAGAUGGGCAGGAGAGAGCCAGAGAUGAGAGAGAGGAGGAAUGGGAGCAAAGAGCUUACGAGCUGGAGAGAACACAGAGAGCUAACAGUCCACAGGUGGAGGUGUCUGACCUGGUGGAGGAGGUGACAUGUUUCUCAGACACCACCUCUGAGGCUCACUCCCUCAGCUCCUACACAUCAGAGUCUUUUGAUGACAACGCCUCCAUAGUGACAGUCAUACGUCUAGUCAAUGAUGCUGUUGAUAAUAUUGAAAGUGAAGUGUCAAACAUGGGCAGAGAGCAGUGUUGCAACAGCCCCGCAAAUCGCCACCUGCGGAGCAAAGAUGAGAUUUGUGUAGAGUUCGUCAAAGAGUACAUUGUGGAUUCAUACCACUGGGAGUCCUCCAGUCAGUCUUCUAGCUGGUUGUCACCAUCACGUCUGCGGCCCCCAGAGGUGGGGUCCCAUUACGACCUCAGCGACACCCAGCAGUCCAUCAGACGGGGAGGUAGCACACGCUCCCUCCAGCUGGACUACAGAGUGACAAGCUAUGGCGGGGACAAAGGCCAAGAGCGAGGUCAUGAGGCCGGGAAGCGGACCUUCCAAUGGGAGAGGAACCAGUCCGGCGAGUGGGUAAAGAGGCACACACCGGACAGAGAUGAAAAGAGAAAGCACGUCGGGCAGCAAAACAACAAGAAAAGCAAAGACACGGGGGCACGUGAAGACCACAGAGAGCACCAGAAGGCACAAGAGUAUGACAGCUGUGAAGACAGCUCCUCGCCCGUGUACGAGGAGUACCGAGAGCCCAGCCAGGACACACAGCCAAACCAAGAUCCGGAAAGCCUUUAUGACACUUUGCCCCCAACCCGCCGAGCCUACGAGGGAUACCCAUCCAGCCCCCCGGGCCUCAACCUGCACCCGGCCCAGCUGCUGCCUCCAUUGCGGGCUUGGGAUGGACAAACUGAAGGAUGGAGAGGAUCAGAGGAGGAUCAUGGAGGCUCUAGUGGUCUUGGGGGGUCCGGGGAUGAGCUGGAGAGACUCCUGAACCUGGUGUCUCUCCGGGCCAGAAGAGCCACACGGAUAAACCGAGCCUCCACUGGAUCUGAACCCACAGCAGGCUGGGACGGAUUUUAAUCACCAGACAGUUUAAAACAAUUCAAUAUGUAUUUAUACUCUCAUUUAAGAGAAAGAAUGACCCUCUCUGGUUAUACUUGACAUUUAUAAUACUAGACAUUUGUCCAGCAUCUAAAAAAUAUUCAAAGAGAACACUACCAUCUGUAAUUUUAUUAUUACACAUUAUUACCCCACUGGAAACAAGUAUUAAUCCACCACCAAACCACUGGCUUAUUUAUAGGAUAGGUGAAUAAGAAGAAAUACAUGUGUUCUGCCUCUACCUGUGCUGCAUGAGAGUGAGCUGAGCCUGGCUGUGAAUAAACGCUAUAACAUUUAUUAUUACUGAAACC
Myripristis murdjan (pinecone soldierfish) is the source of this 14842-nucleotide messenger RNA. RefSeq names its product FAT atypical cadherin 3b (gene fat3b). Gene Ontology annotation, cellular component: plasma membrane. The transcript has 53 exons. NCBI's taxonomy places the organism in Eukaryota, Metazoa, Chordata, Actinopteri, Holocentriformes, Holocentridae. The record is from RefSeq and is a predicted model, not a curated record. The coding region runs from base 150 to 14513 and encodes 4787 amino acids. Gene Ontology annotation, biological process: homophilic cell-cell adhesion. Gene Ontology annotation, molecular function: calcium ion binding.